This is a messenger RNA of Knipowitschia caucasica, 2019 nucleotides long. The record is from the annotation of a GenBank genome assembly. Lineage: Eukaryota; Metazoa; Chordata; Actinopteri; Gobiiformes; Gobiidae.
AUGCUCACAGUCAGAGAGCAGCCGUCCUCCUGUGGACUCACCACCUGCAGAGGUUUUGGUUCACCCCUCAUACGCCUCACCCCUCAUCCCUCACACACCUCACCCCUCAUACGCCUCACCCCUCACACGCCUCACCCCUCACACGCCUCACCCCUCACACGCCUCACCCCUCACACGCCUCACCCCUCACACGCCUCACCCCUCACACGCCUCACCCCUCACACGCCUCACCCCUCACACGCCUCACCCCUCACACCCCUCAUCCCUCACACACCUCACCCCUCAUACGCCUCACCCCUCACACGCCUCACCCCUCACACACCUCACCCCUCACACACCUCACCCCUCACACGCCUCACCCCUCACACACCUCACCCCUCACACGCCUCACCCCUCACACGCCUCACCCCUCACACACCUCACCCCUCACACGCCUCACCCCUCACACGCCUCACCCCUCACACGCCCUCACCCCUCACACGCCUCACCCCUCACACGCCUCACCCCUCACACGCCUCACCCCUCACACGCCUCACCCCUCACACGCCUCACCCCUCACACGCCUCACACGCCUUACCCCUCACACGCCUCACCCCUCACACGCCUCACCCCUCACACGCCUCACCCCUCACACGCCUCACCCCUCACACGCCUCACCCCUCACACGCCUCACCCCUCACACGUCUCACCCCUCACACACCUCACCCCUCAUACGCCUCACCCCUCACACGCCUCACCCCUCACACACCUCACCCCUCACACACCCUCACCCCUCACAACGCCUCACCCCUCACACGCCUCACCCCUCACACGCCUCACCCCUCACACACCUCACCCCUCACACACCUCACCCCUCACACGCCUCACCCCUCACACGCCUCACCCCUCACACGCCUCACCCCUCACACGCCUCACCCCUCACACGCCUCACACGCCUUACCCCUCACACGCCUCACCCCUCACACGCCUCACCCCUCACACGUCUCACCCCUCACACGCCUCACCCCUCACACGCCUCACCCCUCACACGCCUCACCCGCCUCACCCCUCACACGCCUCACCCCUCACACGCCUCACCCCUCACACGCCUCACACGCCUUACCCCUCACACGCCUCACCCCUCACACGCCUUACCCCUCACACGUCUCACCCCUCACACGCCUCACCCCUCACACGCCUCACCCCUCACACGCCUCACCCCUCACACGCCUUACCCCUCACACGUCUCACCCCUCACACGCCUCACCCCUCACACGCCUCACCCCUCACACGCCUCACCCCUCACACGCCUCACCCCUCACACGCCUCACCCCUCACACGCCUUACCCCUCACACGUCUCACCCCUCACACACCUCACCCCUCAUACGCCUCACACCUCACCCCUCAUACGCCUCACACCUCAUCCCUCACACACCUCACCCCUCAUACGCCUCACACGCCUCACCCCUCACACGCCUCACACGCCUCACCCCUCACACGCCUCACCCCUCACACGCCUCACCCCUCACACGCCUUACCCCUCACACGUCUCACCCCUCACACACCUCACCCCUCAUACGCCUCACACCUCACCCCUCACACGCCUUACCCCUCACACGUCUCACCCCUCACACGCCUCACCCCUCACCCCUCACACGCCUCACCCCUCACACGCCCUCACCCCUCACACGCCUCACCCCUCACACGCCUUACCCCUCACACGUCUCACCCCUCACACACCUCACCCCUCAUACGCCUCACACCUCACCCCUCAUACGCCUCACACCUCAUCCCUCACACACCUCACCCCUCAUACGCCUCACACGCCUCACCCCUCAUACGCCUCACACCUCACCCCUCACACCUCACCCCUCACACACCUCACCCCUCAUACGCCUCAUCAUAAGUGUCACCCCUCAUAUGCCUCAACCCUCAUACGCCUCACCCCUCAUACGUCAUACGCCUCACCCGUCAUACGCCUCACCCUUCAUACGCCUCACCCUUCAUACGACUCACCCCUCGUACUCCAUGUUCCAUAA